CCGAUAUGAGUGAUACUCCCGCUGCUGAGAACGAGAAACGACCCCAGUUUGGAACACGCCUACUAACGGACAGCGACGACGUCUUCAAGCACAAUGCUUGGUAAAUAUGGGAUGCAAAUCCUCCGGAGAUUGGCCAGCAAAACUUGGGAACACACUCGCCAACGCAAGAAACCAGCGGGAGCUGGCAGCCGGGUUCUCACCGAUGCGCGAGAAGUGUUCGAGUUUAACGCCUGGGACCACGUGCAAUGGGACGAGGAGCAGGAACUUGCCGCACAGACAGCAGUGGCCAAGAACUCGGCCAGCAAAAUGGACGAGGAGGACAAACACCGCUUCCAGGCAGACGCUCCCAAGUUCUGGGAUUCAUUUUACGGCAUCCACGAUAACCGCUUCUUUAAGGAUCGCCACUGGCUAUUUACAGAGUUCCCGGAAUUAGCUCCUUUGGCCAAGGAAUCAACGGAGCAGCAGCAUCGCAGCAUCUUUGAAUUAGGAUGUGGCGUUGGAAACACCAUUCUACCCCUGCUGCAGUACAGCUCCGAAGCGCAGUUGAAGGUUUUUGGCUGCGACUUCUCAGCCCGGGCCAUUGAAAUCCUGCGUAGUCAACCCCAGUUUGAUGAGAAGCGUUGCGAGGUGUUCGUAAUGGAUGCCACACUGGAUCAGUGGCAAGUGCCCUUUGAAGAGAACUCACAGGACAUCAUCGUAAUGAUAUUCGUGCUGUCCGCCAUUGAACCCAAGAAAAUGCAACGGGUGCUGGACAACUGCUAUCGCUAUCUGAGACCAGGAGGCCUGCUUUUGUUCCGGGAUUACGGAAGAUAUGACCUUGCACAGUUGAGGUUCAAGAGUGGCAAGUGUUUGGAGGACAACUUCUAUGUGCGGGGCGAUGGCACGAUGGUGUACUUCUUUACGGAGGAGGAACUGCGGGCAAUGAUGACCCAAGCGGGGCUAAAGGAGGAACAGCUCAUUGUGGACCGAAGGCUGCAGGUCAACCGCGGUCGGGGCUUAAAGAUGUACCGCGUAUGGAUUCAGACAAAGUUUAGAAAACCGCUUUAGUGCAAUUACGUUUAGUCUGCAAUAGAAAACUUAGGACACACAAUCGUAAACUCAACCUAUUACAUUUAAACUGUUGUAUAAACUUGUAUAAUUAUUAAGUCAAUACUUUCCUUUUUUUAAUGUGUGAGAAAGCUUAUAACUUAAAAUUAUAAUGCCAAUCUAUAACACACAAAACUCUUACUAUUAUAAUAACAAAGUUAAUAAAUUUGUAAUUCUGAAAAACCAUAAAA
Messenger RNA from Drosophila elegans, 1277 nucleotides. RefSeq names its product methyltransferase-like protein (gene Mettl2). The coding region runs from base 94 to 1047 and encodes 317 amino acids. Gene Ontology annotation, molecular function: tRNA (cytidine-N3)-methyltransferase activity. NCBI's taxonomy places the organism in Eukaryota, Metazoa, Arthropoda, Insecta, Diptera, Drosophilidae. The record is from RefSeq and is a predicted model, not a curated record. The transcript has 2 exons.